CGAGUCGCGAAACGAUUCAGUCUCGUCGAAGCCACGCGACAUUCGGUGCCGAAUCGCGGAAGUAAAACCGCAUCUGUUCUCUCGUCCAGGUGUGACGGUAGCCGUUCUCCAACGUGGUCGCAGCAUCGAAGGGAAGUGCUGGUGCACCACGUGUUUCCAAUCUGCGGCGCCCCAUGCGAGGGAGGUGGCUGCGAGAUAAAUUAACCCCUUUGGCCGAUCUCCAGCUCGCUUAAGAUUCGAUAGGCAAACUCGAUCGACAUGGAACCAGCUGGAAUCUCGAUAAUACAGACGAAUGGAAUCGCGGACAAUGCGGGUGGAAAAUCGAAAGACCUUGGCAUCACGUUCAAUCCGAGCUCGAGCAUACAGGCUGCAAAGGAAAAGAUCGUGACACCAUGGUUUAAGAAAUUGAUGCACGGCGAAGGGGCCUUGAAGAACACCGUGUUGACUGCUCUGGCGGAGAUGAUUGGCACUUCCAUGUUGGUGUUCCUUGGAUGUAUGGGAUGCGUUGGAAGCCUUGGUGUCGUUCCUUCUCACUUCCAAAUAGCCUUAACCUUCGGCCUGGCUGUGAUGAUUGUGAUUCAGUCCCUUGGCCACAUCAGUUUAGCUCACAUUAACCCUGCCAUCACGGUGGGAUCGGUUGUGCUUGGAAUGAAGACUAUUCCCGAAGGUUUGGUGUAUCUCUUGUCUCAAGUAGUCGGUGGAGUCUUAGGAUUUGGAAUGUUAAAGGUGGUGACUCCAGCGGGUCGGAUGACGGGCAAAAGCCCGGACGAGGCGGACAUGUUUUGCGUGACCGAGCUGCACACGGAGCUGUCCGCUAUCCAAGGCCUCCUUCUCGAGGGCAUUUCCACGGCUGUACUGAUGCUGGUCGCGUGCGCCGUCUGGGACAGCAGGAACGCGAAAAACACCGACUCGGUGCCAAUCAGAUUCGGAUUGACGGUGGCCGCUCUCGCUCUCGCCGUCGGCCCGUACACGGGCUGCAGCAUGAACCCGGCCAGGUCGUUGGCACCGGCGCUCUGGAACAAUCAGUGGUCCCAUCACUGGAUCUACUGGUUCGGCCCCAUCGGUGGCGCCCUUCUGUCGUCCUUCACGUACAAAACCAUCUUCGGCGUGAAGAGGAACGAGCAGGAGGAGCCUGCCGCAGAAGCCGUCGCGUUGAACAGCGUGGACACCCAGAAGGCCGAGCCGUGAUACGACCAUUUACGAGGAGGGCCAAUCGGGAGCGUCCAGGGUACGAGACGAUCGACACUUUAUUCGAGAAAGUACAAGAGAUUAAGUGUUUAAAUGGAGGGACGUGGAAGGAUCGAAUGGAAGCCUGAAACGCGAUACACGAUCACCUGGGCCUGGGGGGGUCAUCAUCAUGUGCCGCCAUCUUGGACCUCCAACACCUCCGUUUUUUUUUUUUUUCCUUCGAUCGUAUCGCGCUCGAACGAUUCACGAGAUCGCAAGACUGUUAAUAAUUCGGAGAAAUCAUUCGUUGCCUGCGAAACAGCGACGACAUCGUGUUGUUAGAAAAAAAUGUAUAAUAGGUUGUGUACACUGCCGUUCGAAAUUAUUAAUUGCGUUCGAUUAAUUUUAAAAAAUUUUUAAUAGACCUCCUUUUGCUAUAUGUAACUCUUUUGUAUAUUUUUCUGAAUUAUGAAAAAUACAACGAGUCUCUAAGAACGUGUCGAAUCGAAAAUUAUAUAAUUUGAUUUAUUUAAUUUUUUUUUCAUUGAAUAGUGUUGAAAAAUAAGAAAAAAAAAAUUGAAAAAUAUCCUGGAACAAAGUUUGAUUGAGAUGUAAAAAUGAAAAGUAACAAGGAUUAAGAACUGUUUAUAUUUAAAUAAUUGAAUUAUAUAAUUAUAUAUCGAAAAAUUUGGCAGAAAAAUUUGUGAAAUAUCAAAAAUUUUGUAGUUAAUACUUUUGAAUGGUAAUGUACUAUAAAGGAUGCCAUAUUGGUUAUCGACCAUUUUAUAAUUCAGUGAUUUGUAUGUACAAAAUGGCGUUUGUUAAAUUACUGCUGGGAACACGCAUUUUGUUAUCGUUGUUGUUUUUUUUUUUUUUAAUACUCCGUUGGUAUGUUUUCGUAUUACGUAUUUUCAAUUCGCCAGAGAUUUAACGAUUCGCUAAUAAUAAUAAUAAUCAUUGUAUAUAAUUGUUAUGAUAUUUUUUUAUAGAUGUAUUUACCCGUGACGAUGGAAAAAAAAAUAUAAUCGAAUCAAAAACA
Messenger RNA from Apis mellifera (honey bee), 2206 nucleotides. RefSeq names its product aquaporin. Bases 259 to 1188 code for a protein of 309 amino acids. NCBI's taxonomy places the organism in Eukaryota, Metazoa, Arthropoda, Insecta, Hymenoptera, Apidae. The record is from RefSeq and is a predicted model, not a curated record. Gene Ontology annotation, molecular function: water channel activity. The transcript has 6 exons. Gene Ontology annotation, biological process: transmembrane transport. Gene Ontology annotation, cellular component: plasma membrane.